CUCAAUUCGAAGCCCGCUUAAAAGGGACGUGCGCGCUCUCUUCCCAGCUACAAACGUACAAUUCUUUCAAUCAGUUUCAAUUAUAAUUAAACAUCAUACACAAUGGCUGCAACCAUUAACAGUGGGCUGCACCUGGAGGCCAUCGAUCGCAUCACAUCCAUUCCGUUGGUGGAGACAAGUGUCAAGCGUGUCGAGAAUAUCUACGACAAAGUGAAGCACAACAAUCGCUUGUUCAGCUGGUACUUUGAAACAGCCGAGGCGACCAUUUCAGCUGCCUACGAAACAGUUCAGCCGGCUGUCAAGCUCUUCGAGCUGCCGCUGAAGCGUCUGGACAAUGUGAUGUGCAAGAGUCUGGACAUCUUGGAGCAACGCAUUCCCUUGGUUUAUUUGCCACCCGAAAUGAUGUAUUGGAAUACCAAGGAAUACAUGUCGGAUCAUCUGGUUCGUCCCGUGCUGAAGCGUGCCGAUUCCGUGAAGCAAAUUGGCAACGCAGUGCUGGAGAAUCCUCUCACCACCUAUGCGGCAAGUCGCCUUGAUGGCGCCUUCACGGCAGGCGACAAAUUCGUGGACAAAUACCUGUCCACAGAUCAGGAUCAGACAGACGCCCCUCAUGAGGAUGAUAACGAGCCAACGGGCGCAACGGCGGAGGAGAAGGGCGCCAUUAAAGCAAUUCAUCACGGUCAACGCUUCUCCCGCAAACUGAAGCGACGACUGACACAAAGAACUCUCCUCGAGGCGCGCGCUCUGAAGAAGCAAAGCAAGGAAGCCAUCCAUGUGCUCAUCUAUGCUGCUGAACUGAUUGCCACAGAUCCCAAGCAAGCCAUGCAGAAGGCCAAGGAACUGUGGGGCUAUUUAAGUGCAGAUGAGCCCGAGAAUCAGGCGCGACCUGUGACACUGGAGCAGCUGAUAGUGCUCCUCACCCGUGAAUCUGCUCGUCGUGUAGUCCACCUGGUCAACUACAGCGCUAACGUGGCGUCCAACAUACCCAAAAACUUGGCGCACACCACCACCGAGGUUGUUCAUCACAUCGUCUACAUAAAUAAUCGCAUUAUUACCAUCACACGCCUGGAUAAGGUCAAGAACAUAUCCAAGGAGGAAGCAGAAUCUCUAUUCAAACGCAUGAUUGCCUUCUAUGGUGAUCUGCAAGGACUAACAAAUGGUUAUCUGGAACGCGUUGCCAGUUUUCUUUCCGGACGCAUUGAGGCGGAGAAGGUGACGGGUAGCGACGGCAGCAGCACUGUUAAUCGUUCCUCGAGAAGACGACCGGAGACAAAUAAUUUUUCGCCCUCGCAUAACAAUAUAAAUGGCGUCUAUUGAGAAAUCGAGUUUUUUAUUGCUUACGUAUUUUUGUUUCUAAUCAUAGAAUUUUACUUUUGCUUGCAUUUACGUACUAACUAAAUGUUCACAUUUAUCAACAACAUUUACUCUAUUCACUUAAAUAAAUGCUCCUUAUAGUAUUUUAA
Drosophila albomicans is the source of this 1463-nucleotide messenger RNA. It is a transcript of the gene Lsd-1, whose product is annotated as lipid storage droplets surface-binding protein 1. The transcript is spliced from 7 exons. The record is from RefSeq and is a predicted model, not a curated record. Bases 103 to 1317 code for a protein of 404 amino acids. Gene Ontology annotation, biological process: positive regulation of triglyceride storage; lipid storage. Lineage: Eukaryota; Metazoa; Arthropoda; Insecta; Diptera; Drosophilidae. Gene Ontology annotation, cellular component: cytosol; lipid droplet.